Messenger RNA from Lutzomyia longipalpis, 720 nucleotides. RefSeq names its product heat shock protein 23-like. Gene Ontology annotation, biological process: response to heat; protein refolding. The transcript has a single exon. The record is from RefSeq and is a predicted model, not a curated record. NCBI's taxonomy places the organism in Eukaryota, Metazoa, Arthropoda, Insecta, Diptera, Psychodidae. Gene Ontology annotation, molecular function: protein folding chaperone. Bases 87 to 599 code for a protein of 170 amino acids.
GCUAACAAAGUGAACAACUUCGAAAGAAGUGAACAAAUUGAACAAAAUCUUCAAGAAAGAAAAGAAAUUGAAGAAAAUCAGUGAAAAUGUCUGUUUUGCCAUUGAUUGUGAACUUUUCCGACGACAUCUUCGAUCCCUUCUGGGGAUUCGGAGUAACUCCUCGUGAUUUGUGGCUGAGCCAAAGACGACAACACGAGCCACGCAAGCACCGCUGCCUAUGGAACUGCGAUCAUGGGACUGAAGUUGCUAAGAAAAAUGCUGAGAAGGAAGGAUUUGAGAUGAGCCUGGACGUGAGGCACUUCAAACCAGAAGAGAUCUCCGUGAAAACUGUGGACAAUCACAUUGUGGUGGAGGGUAAACAUGAGGAGCGCGAAGAUGACAACAGUUUCAUUUCCCGCCACUUUGUUCGCCGCUAUGCUCUGCCUGAUAAUUGCAACAUUCAGGAAGCGGUGUCCACACUCACUGCGGAUGGAGUCCUCACCGUGAAAGCACCACCAAAGGCCAUUGAGAGCAAGGAGCAAGUCAUUGAAAUUCAACGGAUUGAAGAGAAAUCUCCAUCUCAAGAUGAGCAAAAGAACAAACAAAAUGAAGCCAAAUAAAAUCGUCUCGUCUCAAUUUUGUUCCUAACUAAUUAAGAUUUUUUUUUCACUUAAAGACUUAUUUAUGUAAAAUGUAAUUUAUAUUUUUUAAAAUUCAAUAAAAAAAUUAUUUGGGCUUAAA